AUGACUGUGAUCAAGAGUGAUGCUCUUGGAAGCCCCAUAGAGUUGUUAGAUUUCCAGCUGAUGUUGUUGCUGCUCUUGCUAUAUCAUUCUUCCAGCAAGCAUUUGACUGCCUCCAUGUGUAGGAAAGAUGAUCUUUCAAAAGAGAUUUUCCUUGGUGAAUUUGUAUCUAUUACACUUGGCAAUUUCAUCGUGCCAGACUUUCAGAACUGCCCAGAUGAGUCAGGAACAACUGCUUAUCUGAUCCCUAAAAAUUACCAGCAUGUCCUGGCUUUCAUUUUUGCCAUUUGUGAAAUCAACAAGAAUGCCAAAUUGCUGCCAAACGUCACUUUUGGAUUCAAGAUCUAUGACAACCUUUUCAAUUCUCGCCAAGCCUGUUGGAACACUAUGGAUUUUCUGUUCUUAGGAAAAGGGAAUCCACUCAAUUACAACUGUGCUAAGGUGGAUAACAUAAUGGCUGUCAUUGGAGGUCUCACAUCUGAAAACUCUAUCCAGAUGGCUAAUAUCUUAACUACCUACAAAAUUCCACAGCUUAGCUAUGGUGCCUUUGAUCCAGUGAUACGGGAUAACAUUCAGUUGCCCUCUUUUUACCGGAUGGUCCCAAAUGAAGAAACUCAGUAUGCUGGGAUUGUUCAGCUUCUCAGGCAUUUUGGAUGGAACUGGAUUGGACUCAUUGUUUCAGAUGAUGACAGUGGAGAAACCUUCCUCCAAACCCUGAGACCAAAUCUCUUGAAGAGUCACAUUUGCAUUGCUUGGACAAUGGUCAUCCCAUUAGUGACAGCCAUUAUGCCCUAUGAAAUCAUUGAAGCCAAACUGCAACCAAUUUAUUCUGCCCUGUUUUCUAAUGAAAUAAAUGUGACUCUUGUAUCUGGUGAUGUCCAGUCUCUGGAGGGUUUACGAAUUAUUAUACAUUCGGCUGAAAUUUCAGAGAUGAUCUCACUUGAGAGGCUUCACUCCAUUCUCAGAAGCAUUCACUUUAACAAUAGUGCUGGGGAAGAGAUCUCUUUUGAUGAGAAUGGGAACCUGGCAGGUGGAUAUGAUAUCAUCAAUUUGGUCACAUUCCCUAAUGAAUCUUUCCAGCGGGUUACUGUUGGGAAAAUGGACCCCCAGGCAUUCACCAUAAACAGAAGUGCUGUUAUUUGGCAUCCCAAGUUUCAACAGAUGCCACCCAGUUCCACCUGUGUUGAGAGCUGCUAUCCUGGACAGAGCAUGUUAGUCCAACUGGGAAAGCAAGUCUGUUGCUAUGAUUGUGUUGAGUGUCCCAAAGGGAGGAUUUCAGUCCAAUGGGAUGCAGAAGAAUGCAAGAGGUGUCCAGAUGAUCAAUAUCCAAACAAGAAUCAAGACCGAUGUGUUCCUAAAGACAUAUCCUACUUAUCUUAUGAGGAGUCCUUGGGAUCAGUUCUGGCUUCCCUGACUCUUUUCCAUUGUGUGACCACUGUUGUGGUCCUAUGGUGCUUCAUUCAGUAUCACAGUACACCUAUUGUCAAAGCCAGUAAUUGGAACAUUACCUGUACAUUGCUCUCUUCUCUGUUGUUCUGCUUCCUCUGCUCUUUCUUAUUCAUUGGGAAGCCUGGGGAGAUUGUCUGCCUUCUCAGACAAACUGUCUUUGCCAUUGUUUUCUCCACUGCUAUUGCUUGUGUAUUAGCCAAAACCAUCACUGUGGUUUUGGCCUUCAUGGCUACCAAGCCAGGCAAUAGGAUCAGGAAAUGGGUUGGGAUGAGACUUGCAGUGCUGGUUAUCAUUUUCUCUUCUCUUAUUCAAGUCAGUAUUUGUAUUGUGUGGUUGGCCACAUCUCCCCCUUUCUUAGAGUUGGAUGUAGACUCUCAGGUAGAUCAGAUUAUUAUGCAAUGCAACGAAGGCUCAGGAUUCAUGUUUUAUGUUGUCCUGGGCUACAUGGGACUACUGGCCAUCAUUAGCUUUAUGGUAGCUUUCUUUGCCCGGAAAUUGCCUGAUAGUUAUAAUGAAGCCAAGCUCAUCACCUUCAGCAUGUUGGUGUUCUGUACUGUUUGGGUGUCCUUUGUGCCAACAUAUCUAAGCAUGAAGGGGAAAUAUAUGGUAGCUGUGGAGAUCUUCUCCAUCUUGGCUUCUAGUGGUGGGUUGUUGGGCUGCAUCUUUCUUCCUAAAUUGUACAUUAUUGUGGUAAGGUCUGACCUGAACACCAGGGACCAGUUAAGAAGGAAGAAGGAUGGUUAUAGUUAG
Molecule: messenger RNA, 2196 nt
Organism: Sceloporus undulatus (fence lizard)
Lineage: Eukaryota; Metazoa; Chordata; Lepidosauria; Squamata; Phrynosomatidae
Product: vomeronasal type-2 receptor 26-like
Exons: 7
Coding region: 1-2196 (731 amino acids)
Biological process (GO): G protein-coupled receptor signaling pathway
Cellular component (GO): membrane
Molecular function (GO): G protein-coupled receptor activity
Source: RefSeq, a predicted model, not a curated record